Messenger RNA from Vespa mandarinia (Asian giant hornet), 1531 nucleotides. RefSeq lists its product as uncharacterized. The record is from RefSeq and is a predicted model, not a curated record. NCBI's taxonomy places the organism in Eukaryota, Metazoa, Arthropoda, Insecta, Hymenoptera, Vespidae.
AUGUCAAGACGUUUGAGGAGUGCGAAUGUAUUAUUAGAGAGAAUAAAUGAUAUCGAUGCAGAAUGUUUUGAAGAUGAUCAGGAAAUUCUGAAUAUGGAAAAUAACAAUACGGAAAAUUAUGAUCCACUUGAAAGCGACUCGAACACCGAUGAGAACGAAGAGAAUAUUUCGAACGUACGUAGACGACGAAAGAGAAGAAGAUUUUUAGUUACUUCCGAUAGUGAGAAUGAGGAAGAAGCAAGCGAAAUUGCGAUGGACGGAACUGUUUGGGAGGAAGUAAAAAUAGGGUCUAAUCCUGGAAGAGCACCUGGUCAUAAUAUUUUUAGGUAAACAUCAGGCCCGACUGGGUACAGUAUACGUAAUAUUAUGAAAGGCAAAGUUAGGACGGCAUUUUCUGUGAUAAUUGAUAAGAAUAUAAUUGAACUUAUAAGAAAGUGCACAGAGACAGAGGGAUUUAGAGUAUUGGGAUAUAAAUGGGAACUGUCUACUGCAAAGUUAUAUGCAUUUUUUGCAAUUCUGUAUGCACGCGGUGCAUAUGAGGUUAAGAAUAUAGAUAUAGCACUUCUAUGGAAUAAAAAAUGGGGCCCGCCUUUUUUCUCAAAUACUAUGAGUAGACAUGACUUUACGGAGAUUAUGAGAUUUAUUCGAUUUGACGACAGAAAUCAACGAAGCCAACGGUUACAAACCGAUAAAUUCGCUAUGAUUUCUGAAGUUUGGUACAAGUUUAUUGACAACAGUCAAAAUUGUUAUAAACCAGGACCAUAUAUUACUAUUGACGAACAAUUGUUUCCAACGAAAGCAAGGUGUAGAUUCACUCAAUACAUGCCCAAUAAACUGGACAAAUUUGGUAUAAAAUUUUGGUUAGCAUCCGAUGUACGUAGCAAAUAUAUAAUAAACGGCUUUCCAUAUUUGGGAAAAGAUGAACGUAGAGAACCCUCAGUUCCUCUUGGAGAGUUUAUCACUAUGAAAUUAGCAGAACCGAAUGUAGGAUGUGGAAGAAAUAUAACGGACAACUUUUUUACAAGCCUACCUUUAGCAACAAAACUUUUAGCAAAAAAAACUACGAUUGUUGGGACAAUUAGAGCAAAUAGAAAAGAGCUACCAAGACUGGCAAAACUGAAAAACGACGACAUGGCACUUUUCUCAACCAAACUCUAUCGCUCAAAUAAUUGUAUGUUGACAAUUUACAAAGCCAAACCAAGAAAGAAAGUUCUAAUUCUCAGUUCAAUGCACAACCCCGUACAAGUUGAAGAAAAUGACACCCGAACACCGGAGACCAUUCAAUUGUAUAAUAGCACCAAAUUUGGCGUAGGUGUGACCGACCAAAUGGCCAGAAAUUAUUCGGUAAAAUCUAAAUCUUGGGGAUGGCCUUUGCAAGUAUUUUUUAAUAUCUUGGAUUUAGUCGGGAUAAAUGCAUGGGUGUUAUAUAAAGAAACUACGGGAGGAGAAAUUACAAGACAGGAAUUUCUAUUCCAAUUGGCAGAAGAACUUGCCAUCGAAUACCAAUAAGUGCUCGGCAAAGAAAAUCAAU